AUGGGCACUUUAUUUCUUCAACUUGGCCUCGGCGCGGCCUUGAUAGCGGUGUACGUGAUCAACAAACUUUUGAGUGCAUCCAAAAAUGCAGGCCGGCCUCCUUUGCCGCCCGGACCCAAGGGCCUCCCGAUAGUGGGAAAUGUAAACGACUUGCCGAAGCCUGGAGAUUUCGAGGCUCAUCACUGGAUUAAGCACAAAGGUCGCUAUGGUCCUCUCAGCUCUGUUACAGUACUAGGCCAAACCUUGGUUAUUAUCAACGACCUGCAGCUAGCCCUCGAGUUGCUGGAGAAACGAUCCGUGAAGUACUCUUCGAGACCAAGGCAGAUUUUUGCCGGCGAAAUGAUUGGCUGGAAGAAUACGCUCGCGAUGCAGGACCAUAAUGACAGAUUUCGCAACUACCGCAAGAACAUUAGUCGCAUCAUCGGCUCAAAGACGGCAGCGGCACAAUACGAUGCGCUCCAGGAAGCAGAAGUCGGUCAUUUCUUGCUGCACGUUCUUGACCAUCCCGAGAAACUCAGAGAUCAUAUCAGACGGGAGGCUGGCUCGGUUAUUUUAAGAGUUGCGUACGGUUAUAACCCGGAGCCAUUCAAGGACGACUACCUCAUUGAUUUGGCCGGAGAAGCCAUGGACCAGUUUGCCCAAGCUGCUGUUCCUGGAGCCUUCUUGGUAGACAUCUUCCCUCUCUUACGUCAUAUUCCCGACUGGUUUCCGGGGGCCAAAUUCAAGCAAACUGCGAAGGAGUGGCAUUCCACGCUGAGAGGCGUAGCAGAGAAGCCUUACGCCUUUGUCAAGCACCAAAUGGCUCAGGGAAAGGAUACAUCGUCUUUCGUCUCACAUCUUAUCAGAGAUGGUGGCCUAACGCCUGAGGAGGAUUUCGUCACGAAGUGGUCAGCAGCGUCAUUGUACACCGGCGGAGCCGACACGACCGUCUCUUCGAUUGAUUGCUUCUUCCUGGCCAUGACUCUCUUCCCCGGACCUCAACAAAAGGCACAGGAAGAGAUUGACAGAGUCAUCGGCACAGGCCGUCUUCCCCUUGCUUCUGACCGACCAAAUCUUCCCUACACAGACGCUCUUGUGAAGGAACUUCUUCGCUGGCAACCCAUUGCUCCUAUGGGUCUACCACAUGCAAGUUCUGACGACGAUGUAGUCGAGGGAUACUUCAUUCCGAAGGACGCACUACUUCUGCCGAACAUUUGGCACUUCACUCAUGAUCCGGAAGUGUGGGAUCAACCAGACGAGUUCAGACCCGAACGCUUUCUUUCUGGCCAAGAUCAGGAAUCCUCACUUGAUCCCCACAAAAUUGUCUUCGGCUUCGGUCGGCGGAUUUGCCCCGGACGCAUCCUCGCUGAUAAUGCACUAUUCAUCAAUGUUGCUCAAUCUCUUGCGGUCUUUAACAUCAGAAAACCUGUUGUUGAUGGAAAGGAAGUUGACCCUACGGUCAAGAUGACGCCGGGAAUCGUGAGCCAUCCUGAGCCCUUUGACACGUCCAUCAAGCCAAGGUCUGCGCAUCACGAGAAGUUGAUCCGUUCGCUGGAGCAAACAUACCCAUGGGAGGAAAGUGAUGGAAAGAUCUUGGAAAGCAUGGAGCUUUAG
Colletotrichum gloeosporioides is the source of this 1593-nucleotide messenger RNA. RefSeq names its product O-methylsterigmatocystin oxidoreductase. Gene Ontology annotation, molecular function: monooxygenase activity; heme binding; iron ion binding. The coding region runs from base 1 to 1593 and encodes 530 amino acids. NCBI's taxonomy places the organism in Eukaryota, Fungi, Ascomycota, Sordariomycetes, Glomerellales, Glomerellaceae. The transcript has 7 exons. The record is from RefSeq and is a predicted model, not a curated record.